This is a messenger RNA of Sitophilus oryzae (rice weevil), 4226 nucleotides long. RefSeq lists its product as uncharacterized. The coding region runs from base 169 to 4122 and encodes 1317 amino acids. NCBI's taxonomy places the organism in Eukaryota, Metazoa, Arthropoda, Insecta, Coleoptera, Curculionidae. The transcript has 20 exons. The record is from RefSeq and is a predicted model, not a curated record.
AUACAAUAAUCACCUGACGUCACCCCUGACUUAAGGUCAAACAUAUUUCUUGUCUUUAUAUAAAAUUUUACGUCAUAUCAAACUCAUUCCCAUAUAAAUCUUCAGUAGUUUGUAUGUUUUUUUACGCGUCACUUCGUCCAUUGGUCGGAAAACCAUCCAUGAGGUGACAUGGAGCAAAUUUACGUAUUGGAAGUGAUCGUGUACGAGAUUAUUUUGGACAAGAGCUACAAGCUGAACAACGUGGAUAACUUGAGUUUGGGUUUCAAGUUCGCGCAGAGGGUGAAUUUUGAUAUCGACACGCAGUUUUUCUCAUCGCCCAAUGUUGAAGAAACAUCGGAGAGCUACAAAAUUCGCAUGAACUUUGGAAAAACCUUUUUGUUCGUUUCGAAACCUAGCGUACUGCGGCAGCUGCUCCAAAGCGAUCCGUACAGCAUCACCCUGUACGAUGGCAACACCACCAUCGGCUUAAAACAAAUACCGUGGAAGAAGGAAUUCUCGGAAAUGGUCAAGUACUUCGAGACCCUGGGUAUAGUGAAGUCGACUACUUGUGAAGAUUGGCACGAUCUAAAAACCAAGGAGGGCCUUCCUAUUGCAAAACUGAACUUGUUCAUGAGGAUGUCCUGUUACGGAUCCAACGUUCAAACGAUGUUCCAGAUCAAGAAAGUGGGCGAUAAACACAACUACGUGUUCAAGCAGAGGAACGAGUCGAAGACCUUCCAAGUUGAAAAACAUGAAGAUGACAGAGUCCAACCGAUCGUAGCGCCUCUAUACACCGGCAUAACCGAUGGCAAGUCCAAGUCUCAAUCGCAGAUCAAUUUCAAAGAAAACGUCUCAUUAACGGAACUCUUCGCUGGAGCAAUGGACGACAAGAUGAGCAUCUAUCAUGGCGUGGAAGAUACUGUUUCGAUAUGCUACAGACCCUCAGCUAACAAGUUCUUCAAUUUGCUUUCUUUAUUGACCGCUGAUGUGAAGGCUCACGAUAAGGGUACAUGCGUGACACUGAAAAGUACCGCUCCUAGAUCGGAGAGGGAGGAUAGAAAUGACGAUAUGUCCAUGUAUGAUCCACACGAGCUGACGGCUGAUAAAAUACAAAGGAAGUUGUGUGGAAACGCUGACUGUCCCGCAGCGAAAAAAUUCAAAGAAUACGGCAUAGGACCGUUGGCAACUGGUAAAAACUUAGGUACCCUUUACAGCAACGACAUAGAACCUCCAGUGACUUACGGUUUGAGCCACACCUACGGUACUAUGUGCGAGUACGGGCCAUACGGCGUCUUUUCCAGACCCAAACAGGAAGAACUACCUUUCGUACCUCUGGAUGAUGGACAGCCUAGCGUUCUAAAGAAACCUUGCCGGCCUAAACCUUUAAAAAAAAAAAAGUCUAAAAAUGGUAUCGGGCACAGUUGCGGAUGUCCUCUGAGGCUAAGAGGAGGUUCUGAUACGGCCGGUAUAGAACCAAAAGACAAUGGCGAAAACAAUAAUGGUAUGGAUAAUGGAGGUUUGGCAGCUCCGAGAUCUCCCAUGGUCGAGUGCCAGAGUGUUAUGGACCAGUUCGACAGUAUUCUGGCAGAAUACAAAAAAGCUAUAGGGCCUUGUGGCCAAGGUAGCUGCCCCUACGCACAAACCUUAGCCGAGGACUCUUGUAGAAAGGCCUGCGACCAGGGCGCUCCAGGUAUAAGCUUCCCUGUUAAAGCUGCAGGCAAAGAGGGAAGUGCCAUGUCCUGUGACAAAGAUCCAUGCGAAAUGGAGGGGUGUCCUUACAGUUCCGGUGCUGGCACCGGCACCGUUAAAAGCCCUGGAACCAGCAGUGAACAGAAAAAGACACGAUAUCCAGCCGGAUGCGGAUCUCCUAGAUGCGCCUACACCAAGUACAAACUGGGACUAAUGGAUGACGAUGCUCAAUUGGAGCUGCAGUAUCUACCGCCAGCACUGGGAGCUAGCUGUGGAGAUCCCAACUGUGGACACCCAUUCGGGCCACCGUUGCCGCCAAUCCACUGGGACUGUCCGGAUCCGCUGCCCCAGGGAGCCUGCAAAAACCUGAACUGUCCCUUUUUGCCCGCGCCGCUGAAGAAAUUCAAAACCAAGUCCUUGAAAACGGGUCCCUGCGGUAGUCCUACUUGUCCCUACGCUAUACCGCCCCCUUGUGCUGCGCCUACCUGUCCAUUUGCCAUGGUACCGUGUCCUAUGAAUAGUGGAGCAAAUGGAAAGAAAGAGAGAAAACCUAAAGAUAAGAAAAGACACUCAAAAGAUAUGUCCGGUAAAGGAGAAAAUUUAUGCGAAUUUCCCGGAUGUCCUUUUUCCAAUAAAAGCCAGGGAGACUCUGCAGAUAACGAUGAGGACUAUACAAGAUCUGAAGGAGAUAAUAAUUGUGAAAAACCAGACUGCCCAUCAAACAAUAAUGGAAAUAAGAAGAGGAACCGCAGAGAAGGAAAUCGAUGUUCCACAGGUUGCAGCGAGACGGACGAGGAAAAUUCAUGUGAAAACCCAGAGUGUCCCUUUUCCAAGAAAAACGAAGGAAAAUGUGUUGAAAAUGACGUUCAAAAUUUGACUGGCGAAUUUGAAGAUUGCGUAAGUCCCAAUUGCCCGUACAACAAAAAGGAAAAAAAGAGAUCUAAGAGAAAUAGAGACAGACAUACGUGCGACAACCCCGAUUGCCCCUCUAACAAAUCCAAGAAGAAACACAAGAAAAAAAGAGACAAGAGAGAGAAAAAGAACUACGAUGACGUAAGCAUGUGUUCCAAUCCAGAAUGUAACUAUGUGAAAAACAAGGAAAAGCCAGGAAGAGAAAGUUCUAGUACGGGUAGUAUAUGCUCGGAUCCGGAUUGUCCAUACGCCGAACUAAAGGGGAUGAAGAUCAAGAAACAUGGCAACGGCGCCGAAGGCGAGGAUUUUACUUGCGAAAAUAAGGACGACGACAGUAUUUGUUCCAAUCCGGAGUGCCCGGAAAGACAAGCCAGGAUUAAAAAAGAUCCCAACAUCUGCGACCAGCCUGGCUGCCCUUAUUCACAACAGCCGAAACCUAUCGUGUGCAACGACCCUAGGUGUCCCUACGCACAGCCUCUGCCAUCCUGCGGGAUACCUAAUUGUCCCUACGAACCCAUACCACUCAGAUUUUCCUGUAAAAAUCCUCAAUGUCCCUCCAAAUCGAUUAACUUUAGUAGAUCAUCGAGAAGGCUCACGGAAGAAAACACCAAAAGAGAUAGAUCAACUGAAAAAGCAAGUGUACCAGUGAACAUGGAGUUGAACUUUACCACGGUCUGCGAAGAAAACGUCAACUGUGACAAGGAAGAUUCCUGCGAGAACCCGGACUGCGAGAUGAAAGAAGGUGAGUCGGGUAAGGACAAUAAAGCCUUGGUUCCGUCAGGAGGCAAGAAGAAGAAGCAAGAAGUCCCCAAGAGGAACAAGAAGGGCAAAUUCGUAUAUUCGAUGGGCGAUAACUACCCCGGAACGAAAAUGGGACACAGGGAGUGCGUGGUGCCCAUGUUCAAUGUUCCACCUCAUAUGGGAUGGUUGUGGAACAUAUUCACGCCAAUAAUGAGUUUAAAGCCUAGAAGAGGUUGGAGACCGGGAGCCUUAACCAAGUUAAUUGCCCAGCGCAUUCGAGCCCACCGCCAAGCGAAAGGUCUGGGAAUAAUGCACGUGCCCAAUUUCAAAAAGGACGGAACUCAGUUCGACGACGGUGCCGAUCCCAAGGUGGUACCCAAGCCCACGUUGCAGAUACAGAAGAAGGAGGGAUCCUAUUGGGUCACUAUGCACCCGCUCAAAGACCCGAACACGUUGGUUGAAAAUGAAGACCCCUACAUGGAUUGCACGCCAAUGACGUUUAAGAUAACGAAAAACAAGAAGCCGGAAGAGGAUUACUGCGCGUGCGACGGUGAAGCGUCUAUGGAAGAAUCAUCUUCAUCUGAUAGUGAACUAGAUAUCGAGUUCACACCGCCUGCUGGUAUUAUACACCCAGAGAGGUUUAAGAAGAGGCCAAACGUGGUCUGCUGCCAGUCGCAGUACGAUCCUCAAGAUUGUGCGGAAGAAAAAAAGGAGAAAAAAGAUAAGAAGGGCAAAGGAAAAGACAAAAAGGGUGGUGGUAAAAAAGGCAAGAAAGAUAAGAAGAAAAAAGGAAAGAAGUAAAGAAAUAUUUAUUGUAAAUUUGUGAUCAUUUUGUGGAUGAUCGUUCCAAAAAAUUAUCUCAAUUCAACUAUAAUAAAAAUAACAUGGCUUAACGCUACCCAAAA